Molecule: messenger RNA, 2785 nt
Organism: Schistosoma rodhaini
Lineage: Eukaryota; Metazoa; Platyhelminthes; Trematoda; Strigeidida; Schistosomatidae
Source: the annotation of a GenBank genome assembly
AUGAUUGACAAAAAACUUGGUAAAGGUUGUAUUACAACUAAAUGCAAAUAUAUCGCGCUUCUUAUGCUUAUGACAGUCACAUUAUACCUAUCAAUUGAACUAUGUCUUUUCACUUCGGAUCAAUAUGUAUUUUACAAUGCGGUAACAGAACAAGGUCUACCAUAUUUAACACGUCAAGAAAGACAUAAAUAUGCAAAUUUAUCAGCUGAUGAUAAAAUAAAACUAACAGCUGCACAAAAGAAAGCUGCUACACUAGAAUCUACUACAAAUGCAGUUAGAAUAACAUUAGGUUUAAUAUCAAUGCUAAUAGUUGGUUAUAUAUCAGAUAGAUAUGGUCGUCGUGUUGCUCUAGGUAUUCUACUAAUUGGAGAAUUUUUACAUAUAACAACAAUGGCUCUAAUAGUAACAAAUAAUUUGAAUGUUUGGCUAUUACUCCUUGCUGGCUUUUUUGAGGCUUUCUUCGGUGGUGGUCUUUUAUCAAUUUAUUCUCAAGUAGCAGCAAUUGUGGUUGAUAUAAUGCGUAUUUCACACGCUAAAAAAGCUGAGAGAGGUCAGAUUGUUACAGCAGAAAAGAUUAACCAUGAUACAUGGAUUUGGUUUACUGUGUUUGAAUCUAUAGCUUUACUAUGUUCAUCAAGUGGCGGCCCAAUUGGAGGAACAUUGAUCUAUCAAUUUGGUUUCAAAGCUGUGGUUAUCACUGAUGCAAUUUUAUUUGUACCAAGUUUAAUCAUUUUAUUCAUUUUCCCGGAAACCAAUAAUGCAUAUGGAUCACCUAUUAAUGUUGAUGAUAAUAAGCAAGAAAAUUCUACUCAUAAUGAUAAAUACAAUGAUUCUAAUGAAGUUCAAAAUUUUGAAAUCCAUCCUGAACGGAAAGAAAAACUAAUUAUGCGAAUAAAAAGUAUAAGGCAUUUGGAUCCAGUCCUGAUUGUACUUAUAAUAAUUAUCGUACUCCUAGCGAUCGGUGCCAUGGCAGAUCUUCAUUAUAUGGUUAUCUAUCUCAUGGGUUCACCAUUCUUGUGGAAUCCUCAACAAGUGGGAAUAUACAUUGGUAUCAGUGAUUUCAUAUCAUCUGUUGUCGGGGUUACAUAUAUCAUUAUUGUUGUUAAAAUUCGUGAAAGAAAAAGUAUGAAACAAAAAUCAGUAACAAAUGAUAAUCAUAUAUCUCAACAAGAAUGUACAAAUGAUAAAUCACGAAACGUUUUCUUACGGAAUAUGAGAAUGAUGAUAUUUACAUUAGCAGUUACUUUAUUAUUAAUGACAAUAAACAAGAUAAUGAUGGGUCUUGCACAUCAAUUUACACAAGAAACAGCAAGAACUAUUGCUUAUAUGGCUGCCAUUCCUCGACUAUCAAAAAGUUUCAUCACACCAAUUGCACGCUCAAUGUUUUCACUAUGCACACCACCAGACAAUCAAGGAAUGAUUCAAUCAUUUGGAGGAUUCUUUGCUCGUAUUGGAUUCGUCAUUACUUUCACCACCUUACCAGCUUUAUAUGCAGCCACUGUUACUAUAUUUCCUCCGACUGUAUUUAUUGUUGUUAGUGGAAUCUUGGUUCUAACAAUCAUAGUUGAUCUGUGAGUAAUUACAAUAAACUGUAAUUUGUGUAUUUUUAGUCAGAAGCAGUCGGGAUUUUGUUCAUUUUUCACUUCUUCACUUUUUCGAAUAACGUGUACCGCUAUCUAAAUAUUCGCUAUUUCUUUAAAAAUUUAACCCCAGAAGAAUAAACAAAGGAACUGUUAUAGCAAUCGAGUUUUCAUCCCCCCACAUACGAAUUUGUGUUUUGUAAUGUUUAUUGUUUUGUAUCUUUUGAUUCUUAUGGAAAAGUUAUGUGAUGUCAGAUGAGUGGCGACCGCUUGUUUACAAAAUGUGUCUCACUUUAACGUCUAUUGUUGGAAAUCAAUACAAUCUGACUGAGAUUUGAAAGAUGGAGAAAAAUAUACUUAAUGUCAACUUAUAUAUGUUAGUACUUUUCUUCGGGGAUGUGUUCAGCUUGUAGUGUGAUUAUUAGGAGUAUUUGAAUUAUUAUACUAACUAGGAAUUCUCGAAAUACUGCAAUUUACAGUAAUUAGAACUGGAUGAGCGCAAAUGAUCCAUUGUAUUUAAAAUUCGAAAUUAGGCAGUCAUCAAGUACAAAAGAAAUCAUUAGUUCAUACAAACACCACAGUUAGUCUCCCUUAAAUUACCGUUUUUCUGUAUGUUUUUCGGUGCCAACAAAAUUCAUUGAUGUGACUUCCUCGUUUUUUUGAUCCACUUCACAAAUUACUGGGAUCUUGAAGUGAUUAAGUGAGGAUGAGAAAACAUCAUGUAUAUACUUAGCAUAUUUGAAUGAAUACAACAGACUCAGAAAAGAUAAAAGGGCGGAAUACAGAGCAAUAAAAUAUUUGCAACACAUACCUUCUACGGAUAUGUGUAUCAGGCCAACAACAUGACCUAAGGCAUUAAUCAUACAAUCGGCUAAUAUAAUGCAACAAGAAAAAGUCCGCUUCGUUCAGUAUAUCAUAAUCAUUAUAUAAUUUAUAUGAUGAUAUGUGUUUAUGUACUACUAACAAUAAUUCAAGCGAUAAGAAAUAGAAGCAUGGAAACAAUAAAAUCAACGUCAUUAUCUGAGUCUGUAAAUGAAAUACAUGUGUUAUAGUCAUUGAAAAUAUUUUGUUGAAAAAAGUACUUACUAAAUCUAACUUAUUGCUUUCUAUCUUAACAAGUGACUAAAAACUGUAAAUUAUACUCAUUUUAGUACAUCAUAUUUACUUUUCAUCUUUUAAAGGUCUCUACUACCACUUCUCAGAUC